This is a messenger RNA of Siniperca chuatsi (mandarin fish), 1932 nucleotides long. RefSeq names its product nuclear factor 7, brain-like. Gene Ontology annotation, molecular function: zinc ion binding; protein binding. The transcript is spliced from 2 exons. NCBI's taxonomy places the organism in Eukaryota, Metazoa, Chordata, Actinopteri, Centrarchiformes, Sinipercidae. The record is from RefSeq and is a predicted model, not a curated record. Bases 89 to 1483 code for a protein of 464 amino acids.
CUGAGACAAACCAGGAAACAGUCAGUUCCUGUUCGGUUCUCAGUGAGAAGAGACGCAGCGACAGACAGACGCUUCACUCAGAGACAAAAUGGCUUCCAGAUCAGAGGAGGAUUUCUGCUGUCCGGUCUGUCAUGAGGUCUUUAGAGAUCCUGUUGUUCUGUCAUGUAGCCACAGCUUCUGUAAAGACUGUCUGCAGAGCUGGUGGAGAGAGAAACCAGCACACGAGUGUCCAGUUUGUAAGAGAAGGUCUUCAAGGUCAGAACCACCUUUAAACCGGGCGUUAAAGAACCUGUGUGAGGCCUUCUUACAGGACAGAGAUCAGAGAGCUUCAGAGGCUCUCUGCAGUCUGCACUCUGAGAAACUCAAACUCUUCUGUCUGGACCAUCAGCAGCCAGUGUGUGUCAUCUGCAGAGAUUCAGAAAAACACAGCGACCACAGAUUCAGACCCAUCGAUGAAGCUGCACGACAACACAAGAAGAAACUUCAGGAAACUCUGGAGCCCUUAAAGAAGAAGUUACAGGUUUCUGAACAAGUUAAAGUGAAGUUUGGUCAAACAGCAGAACACCUGAAGGUCCAGGCCCGACACACAGAGAGGCAGAUUAAGGAGCAGUUUAAGAAGCUUCACCAGUUUCUAGAGGAGGAAGAGGAGGCCAGGAUGGCUGCACUGAGGGAGGAAGAGGAGCAGAAGAGUCAGAUGCUGAAGGAGAAGAUGGAGGCUCUGAGCAGAGAGAUAGCAGCUCUUUCAGACACAGUCAGAGCCACAGAGGAGCAGCUGAGAGCUGAAGACGUCUCAUUCCUGCUCAACUACAAGGCUGCAGUGGAAAGAGUCCAGCAGCGCCCCCUGCUGGAGGAUCCACAGCUGCCCUCAGGAGCUCUGAUAGACCAGGCCAAACACCUGGGCAACCUGACCUUCAACAUCUGGAACAAGAUGAAGGACAUGGUCUCCUACACUCCUGUGAUCCUGGACCCAAACACUGCUGAUCCAGAACUCAUCCUGUCUGGAGAUCUGACCAGUGUGAGAGAAGGAGGGAGACAGCAGCUUCCUGACAAUCCAGAGAGGUUUGAUGAUUACUGGUCUGUCCUGGGCUCUGAGGGCUUCAACUCAGGGACUCACAGCUGGGAGGUCGAGGUUGGAGACAGUACAGGCUGGUUACUGGGUGUGUUAGCAGAGUCUGCCCACAGGAAGGGAGACAUAGGGUCUGGAUUCUGGGGAAUAUGGUUCUAUGGAGGUAAAUACUCAGCAUGGUCACCAUCAGCUCGACCCACUGAUUUCCGAGUGCAGAAGAAGCUCCAGAGGAUCAGAGUGAAUCUGGACUGGAACAGAGGAACGCUGUCGUUCUCUGAUCCUGAUACUAACACACACAUACACACCUUCACACACACUUUCACUCAGAGGAUGUUUCCAUACAUUCACACUGUGGAUGAACUGCAGAUAUCAGCUGUGAAGGUCUAUGUGACAGUGGAACAGAGCAGUGAGAGAUAAAGAGGAUGAUUAUAUUUAUGAUGAUGUUUAUUUCUUAAAGGGAAAAGUCUCUGAAUUGAACCUGUGAAGCUGCACCUGUCCUCCUGCUGCCUCAUUAUUCCAAACGUAUGUUGAUCUUUGUUUCACUUCCUGUUUUUCAUUGGUUUCAUUUCUUUUUCUUCCGUAUUUAGUUCGACACUUUUAGAUCCAAAUAAAGAAACAACAAUCAGUUUGUCAAUAGCUGCAUGUUUGAGCAGCCAAUCAUUGUUCAGAUCCAAAUAUCUGGUUAUUAUUAAUAUUAACAUCAUUAUUAUUAUAAUAAAGCAGUUUGUAAAUGCAGGUUCAACAAUCUGUGUAUAAAUGUAACAACAUCCAAAUGUGGUUUUGAUGAACAUAUAUUUAUAGAUUUCUAUGACAUUUAUUUAAAACAAUAUUUGUGUCCAUCAGAAAUACUUUUGUGAACCUUCUUU